Messenger RNA from Equus quagga, 2269 nucleotides. It is a transcript of the gene LRRC18, whose product is annotated as leucine rich repeat containing 18. The transcript is spliced from 3 exons. NCBI's taxonomy places the organism in Eukaryota, Metazoa, Chordata, Mammalia, Perissodactyla, Equidae. Gene Ontology annotation, molecular function: protein binding. The record is from RefSeq and is a predicted model, not a curated record. The coding region runs from base 343 to 1128 and encodes 261 amino acids.
UAGGGGAGCCCGGAGAAAAGUGAUUGCGAGCAUCCCAGGGGGCCAGGCAGGGCCCCCUCCCCAGGGAAGCAGACCAGCCCUGCUGGAAGUCUGGGUGUCCUGGAGACCCUUGCAGCCACUGUGUACUUUCACCUUGCAGGCUGGCGUCAAGAUUAUGCUAAUUAAGUCCCCCGUCGUCUGUCUCAGUGUCUUGUUGCCUGGUGACAAAGUUUCACAGCUGAGGAGGAGGAACUGAGACAACCACGAGUAUAUCUUCUAGCAGUUUCAUGUGACUUUUUCCUCAAACUAAUCACCUCCCGAUCAGAACAACAUACUUCAGACAUACUCCCUCACUAAAACAACAUGGCCAAGGGCGGGAAAGUCCCCAAGGGCAAGAAGAUCACCCUCAAGGUGGCCAAGAAUUGUAUCAAAGUCACAUUUGAUGGGAGAAAACGCCUUGACUUGAGCAAGAUGGGACUUACUAACUUUCCCAAGUGUAUUCUGCGACUGAAUGAUGUGGACGAGCUCGACCUCAGCCGGAAUUUGAUUCGGAAGAUCCCUGACUCCAUCUCCAAAUUCCAGAAUCUACGAUGGCUGGACCUGCACAGCAACUACAUUGACAAGCUCCCCGAGUCCAUUGGCCAGAUGACUACUCUGCUCUACCUCAAUGUCAGCAACAACAGGCUGACCACCAACGGGCUGCCGGUGGAGCUCAACCAGCUCAAGAACAUCCGCACUGUGAAUUUCGGCUUGAACCACCUGGACAGCGUGCCCACCACGCUGGGAGCUCUGAAGGAGCUCCAUGAGGUGGGCCUCCACGACAACCUGCUGAACAGCAUUCCCCACAGCAUCGUCAAGCUCCCGAAGCUGAAAAAGCUGAACACAAAGCGAAACCCCUUUCCCAAACCAGAAGAGUUGGAUACGUUCGUAGAUUCCAUCAAAAGGCUGGACAACUUAUAUCUAGUGGAUGAGAAGGAUCUGUGUGGGCCUUGCCUGAGAAAAUGCCAGCUGGCCCGGGACAAGCUGAACAAAAUAAAGAACAUGGCCACAGCGACACCCAGAAAGGCCAUCUUUUCCAGUUUGAUCGCGCCCAACUCCAUGGCCAAGGAGUCCCAGGAGGAGUGGAGGGUAUGCUCAGCAUCUCCCUAGAGUAGCUUAUGGCCGAAACCUGAAGACUAGUCAGCCAACAAGAACAAACAGCUCUGCAGGAGAAGAGAGAGCACGGCAGGGGAACGUUCUGGAAGCCAGGCUCUCUGGUGCUGGCCAAGCCACUGACUCGUGUCUUAGGUUCACUUUGUCUCUCUUUGCUUUAGGACAUCUGCGUGUGAAAAUGACUUUGGGAAAUAUUUGGUAUGGUUUUCUUAAGGUAUUGAAAGGAAAUAUUUAAUAAAAUGAUAGAUAUGAAUUAUAGGCCAAGAUUUAGAAGAAGACUUUAAGACUUAAAGACUUAGGGUUUCUACAUUUCACUUGAACUGUUAAAACCUCAACACCAGUCGCCUGUGAUCAAUUAUAUAUAAUGCAACACCUCCAGCAACUAAAACUUAUACAAAAAAUUCAUAUAAAGAAAUAUACUCAAAAAUGCUAUAGACAAAUCUAAGUAGAAUUUUAACAAGUCUUUCAGUAAUGCACAGAUAGGCAUGAAAAAGAAAACAGAGAAAUGAACGACAAGGAAAAGAAUAGGAAACAAAAAAUAAUAUGGCAGAUUUAUGUGUUAUCAUUUUAAUAAUUACAUUAAAUGUAAACAGUCUUCUUUAUUUGUAAAAGGCUCAAACUAGGAACAGCCAAAUUUCCCUCAAUAGACAAAUGCUUAAAAAAACUCUGGCGUAGCCAUAUCAUGGAAUACUACUCAGAGAUGAAAAUGAUGAUACCAAUGAUACAGCCAACAACGUGGAUGGAUCUCAAUGGGAUUAUUAUGAGUAAAAAAGGCCAAUCUCCAAAGAUCACAUACUCUAUGAUUCCAUUUAUAGGACAGUCUCUAAAUGAAAAAAUAACAGAGAUGGAAAACGGAUGAGUGGGUACCAGACUUUAAGCCUGAUGGGGGUGGCAGAGUGUGGGCAUGACCAUAAACUGGUAGCACAACAGAUGUCUUUGUAGUGAUAAAAAUCAUCAUGUAUGUUGAUAGUGGUGGUGGUUAUAUGAGUUUACACGUAUGAUAAAAUGACUCAGAACUAUGCACACAUAUUGUACCAAUGUCGAUUUCCUGGUUUUGAAAUUUACUAUAGUUACAUAAGAUGUAACCAUUGCGGGAAAUUAUGUGUAUUAUUUUUGCAACUUCCUGUGAACCCAUAGU